Molecule: messenger RNA, 1407 nt
Organism: Frieseomelitta varia
Lineage: Eukaryota; Metazoa; Arthropoda; Insecta; Hymenoptera; Apidae
Gene: Zasp66
Product: PDZ and LIM domain protein 3
Exons: 9
Coding region: 95-1081 (328 amino acids)
Biological process (GO): muscle structure development; actin cytoskeleton organization
Cellular component (GO): filamentous actin; adherens junction; stress fiber
Molecular function (GO): actin binding; muscle alpha-actinin binding
Source: RefSeq, a predicted model, not a curated record
UUGGGAAGAGGUGCUUCCGAGUGGCAUUCGCCGGACGUCGUUCAAGAGAGAGGAAAGCUGCUGGUUGAAAAUUUCGAAAGAUUGACGAUCGAAGAUGUCCCUUAAGUUUUCGAUAAGCAACUUUUACGAAACCUAUUCGGAGAACGAGACGCUCCAGAGGGGUGACGUGAUCAAGAAAAUCGACGAUUACGACGCGCGAGAUGUGAGGCAUGUAGACGCCCAGAAUCUUCUUCAAAACUCUGAAUCAAUAAGGCUCGUGGUCGAAAGGUCUGAGCCGUCGAACGCAUCUCGUACCAACAUUACCACGUCAUCUCCGAUUAUCCAGUUGAACACUGGCGGCAGGGCUGCGGUCACUAGUCUAGCCAAACAGCCGAAAGUACCGUCGGCAUUGCCCAAGAGCCCCGUACCACCGCCGUUAGUCGACGAGUACAGUCAGCCUACAUCGUCACCGGAAUGCCCUAGCUUGCCGCACGAGCAUCUCGACGAGGUUCGCGAAGAGAGAGCCUAUUUGUCGCAGCCGUAUCGCACAACUCCUCUGGUCUUGCCGGGUGCAAAGAUAAAAAAGGACGCGCCGCUUGGAGAAUGUUACUUACGCCAUCAUCCGAAUCCGAUGAUCAGAGCGGCACCGCAUCACUACGAGCCAGCUCAUCCUGAAGUCGCUAUGAAACAGAAGGUGGCAGAAACGGUACUUCAACGUGUCUUGGGACCGAAUGAAGUUCCAAAGGUUGUCCACAAGCAGUUUAACUCGCCGAUUGGACUCUACUCCGAGCAAAAUAUUGCCGACACUAUAAAGUGCCAAGCAUCGGCUAUACCCCCGAAGAAACCGAUGAAGUACGAUCCGAGUAAAAGCGAGGCUUACAAGGCUCUGCAAGAGGAAGCUCUCGGCGACACAGUGCAGGAAGUAAGACCGGCGCGUACCGGUGUUUUCUCUCCGCAGAAGAUUACUCAAAAUAGGGUAUAUCGACCAAAGAGUCCAGUUGGACCAUACGUAAAUACUCAUGACGACGAUGGCGAAAAAAUCCAUCAAAGUAACAGCUUCAAGAGGAUCAUGUAUAGUGUUUUGGGACAAACCGAUUAUUAAUUUGCGAACUGACGUUAUAAAUAUACCUAAAAUAUAAAAUAUAAAAAUAUAUAUAUAUGUUUAAUUUAUUAUUUAUCGCAACAAAUAUUACUGUAAAAAUAACGAAGAAUUAAACAUGAUGAAAGAAUUGUUAAAAUAACAAGAAACUGUCGUUCAAAGAUAAAUUAAACAUGUAACCCGAGUAGAAGUUUCUACAUGGUGCUGCAAAUUUUAUAUGCGAACGAACUACAGUCAACAUCAAUCAAUGUAUAUUUCAUCUUUUACUGGCUGAAAUUUUCAUAAGAAAUCAUACAGUUAAAUAAACAUUCAGUGUGAGUCACAUAUAA